This is a messenger RNA of Hermetia illucens (black soldier fly), 771 nucleotides long. RefSeq lists its product as uncharacterized. The record is from RefSeq and is a predicted model, not a curated record. Lineage: Eukaryota; Metazoa; Arthropoda; Insecta; Diptera; Stratiomyidae. The coding region runs from base 292 to 633 and encodes 113 amino acids. The transcript has 3 exons.
CGUACCUGUUCAAGCCACCGUUGGCUGCGUGAGUUGGUGGGAUCAUGGUUGUCGACUUCUUUGCCAUGCUGCGUAAUUGCAGUCGCGGUAUCCAUCAUUCUUCGGUUCGACUGCUUGAAAAUUACGCGAUCGUGAAAACUUCGAAUUGAACUAGUUUUCUGCAUUUUCCGAAGCUUACACUUAUAGUUUCUACGUUCGCGUACUUAGAUUUGGACCUAGUGUUUGUGUGCUGUCGGAAACCAAGCGAUAAGUGUUUUAAGUCUAAGAAAAGUGCAUAAGUGAUACUCAAUCAUGGGAAGCAAAAGUGUUGCACUGAUUGCGGCAAUUCUGAUUAUUAGCAUAUUAACUUCAACAAAAGUAACUGCUCAAGGACCAUUCGGCAUAAUCAAAAAUCUACUUCAAGAAAAUGUCGCCGGUAACCCCGUCAUACACCAGAAGUCAGAAUAUGACUUUGAUCCGGAAGUAGCUAAAAAACGAAGACAAUUAUUUUAUGAGACACAUGGGUAUCGGGCUGAAAAAUUCAUUGAACGGAUUGGUGUUGGCAUAGAUGGCCAAGAAGAUGAAAGACGUGUGGAACAAUCUUACAGAGAUCAAGGUCGUCUGAAUGGAGAACAUUUCAUUAAUUUUCCUUAGGUAAAAAGAGUUUUGUAUCCACAUGUAAAUUAUUAUGAAACCGAAGAUAGGGUAACUUAUUUAAAAUGUAGCGAAUUUGUCAAUAAUUAUUGUAAUAUGUAAACUGUAAAUAAGAAAAAUAAAAUACUUUUUAAUUUU